AUGAAACUGUCGCUGCCCAUCUUCGCGCUCCUGCUCAACGCUGUUGCCGGCCAGCAGCUUGCCUUCCCCGGCGCUGAGGGUCUCGGCCGCUAUGCAAAGGGCGGACGCACAGGUUCGGUCUACAAGGUGACGAAUCUCAAUGAUUCCGGAACGGGGUCGCUCCGUGAUGCCGUGUCGCAGUCCAACCGCAUCGUCGUCUUCACGGUUGGAGGCGUCAUCAACAUCUCCUCCCGGAUUGUCGUCAAAUCCGGCGUCUAUAUUGCCGGCCAGACUGCCCCCGGAGGUGGCAUCACCGUCUACGGCGAUGGCUGGUCUUGGUCCGAUGCCAACGACUCCAUCGUCCGCUACAUCCGCAUCCGCAUGGGCAAGGGCGGCUCCUCGGGCAAGGACGCCAUCACCAUCGCCUCAGGCGCGCGCAUGAUCUUCGAUCAUGUCAGCGUCUCGUGGGGCCGUGACGAGACCUUCUCCAUCAGCGGUGAUGCCGAGGACGUAACUGUCCAGAACUCCAUCAUCGCACAGGGUCUCGAGACUCACUCCUGCGGUGGCCUCAUGCAGACCGAUGGCGGCAUCAGUCUCUUCAGAAACCUCUACAUUGACAACAAGACCAGGAACCCCAAGGUUAAGGGUGUUAACGACUUCCAGAACAACGUCGUUUACAACUGGGGUGGCGGCGGUGGCUACAUCGCCGGCGACAGCGACGGCCAAAGCUACGCCAACAUCAUCAACAACUACUUCAUCUCCGGCCCUUCAACCUCCGUCACUGCCUUCACCCGCGGCAACGCCAACUUCCACGCCUACGUCAAGGACAACUUCUACGACUCCAACAGGAACGGCGCCCUCGACGGCUCCGCCCUCUGCGAGAAGGACACCUGCUACUCCAGCAUCGACUUCCAGGCGUCCCCCUACAACUACGCCGCCCCCUCAAAGCUCUACACCGCCACCGAGGCCGUCCCCGUCGUCCUCAACAGCGCCGGCGCAAGCUUCCCCUCCCGCGACGCCGUCGACGCCGCCCUCGUCGACCAGGUCCGCUCGUACGGCACCAAGGGCGCCCUCAUCUCCGACGAGGCCUCCAUGGGCGGGCCCGGGUCCAUCAGCGGCGGCACGUCCCCCACGGACACGGACGGCGACGGCAUCCCCGACGCGUGGGAGUCUGCCAACGGGCUCAACCCAAAUGACAAGUCGGACGGCAUGGCCGUUGCGUCUAAUGGGUACACGAACCUGGAGAACUACGUCAACUCCCUGGUGUCUUAG
Molecule: messenger RNA, 1251 nt
Organism: Clonostachys rhizophaga
Lineage: Eukaryota; Fungi; Ascomycota; Sordariomycetes; Hypocreales; Bionectriaceae
Source: the annotation of a GenBank genome assembly